AUGGCAGCCAGACCUUUGAAGCGCCCUCGUCAGUCAAACGGCCUGCCGCGCCUACCAACCGACAUAGACGACGCCGUCGCGGCCUUGGGCGGGAGAACCCAUGCAACCAACCUCGCGGACAGUACCAUACUGUCUCAGAAGGCACCGACCAGUAAGGAGGAACGUCUAGAAGAACUCGUGAGAUAUUCCGGCCGCCUCAGGCAAGAGCUUGGUUAUUGGAAAGGUGUGGCCCUCACAGGGACCGCCUUCAUGUCCAACGUCGAACAAGCUGUGGUGCGGCUUCGAGAUGUUGUCAGCCGUUCCGAGAGCGUCAUGAAUGAGACAAACGCUGUGUCUGCAGAGGAAAGCAUGGGUGAUGGUCAUCCGUCUGGAUCUGGGCCGAGUAAAGGCGUGAAGGGACAGGCUCUAGACGAGCCAGACUUGCCAGUAGCAGAGGAUGAUCUUGGUGUACUCUUGGCUCCAGUCAGGCGGGGCCGAGAAGGGUAUGAAUUCGAGGCUGUCAAGCCGGAGAUCAAGCGGUCCAGGCCACUAUACAACCCUGGAAGUUGGCUCUGA
Messenger RNA from Colletotrichum abscissum, 555 nucleotides. RefSeq lists its product as uncharacterized. NCBI's taxonomy places the organism in Eukaryota, Fungi, Ascomycota, Sordariomycetes, Glomerellales, Glomerellaceae. The transcript has a single exon. The record is from RefSeq and is a predicted model, not a curated record. The coding region runs from base 1 to 555 and encodes 184 amino acids.